Molecule: messenger RNA, 793 nt
Organism: Manihot esculenta (cassava)
Lineage: Eukaryota; Viridiplantae; Streptophyta; Magnoliopsida; Malpighiales; Euphorbiaceae
Product: F-box protein SKIP5-like
Exons: 3
Source: RefSeq, a predicted model, not a curated record
UUCGCUGGUCCUGAUCAGGUCACGUCCUUAAAUGAAAUCCCUAAUUCCUUAAAAUCAAAAUCACUGAAAUCUGAAGUUGCCUCCAACCUUUCCGUCGUUCACUGCCAAGUGCAUCCAUCGUCCGCCGCCAUCAACGGUUCGCGGCCAUCAACGGUUCGCCGCCAUCGACCGUCGACAACGGAGCUUAUUCUCAGCAUCAAUAUCCACGGGCUCACUGAAAUCGGAACUUGGGUCCAACCUCUCGGCCGUUCACUGCCCUGUUCAUCCAAUGUCCACCGCCAUCAAAAGAUUGGUGGAGGUGAGGCUCCUGAUGAAACAACACUCUUGUGUUCCCGAGGUUCAGACAGUGCAUUGGAGUUCCUGUCCACUUGCAAAUUGGCGAACCUAACAGUGAAGGCAGAGCUUGGUUGUUGCUUGCUUCAUAGAAGUGGAAGGCUAACUAUAGAUGGCUGCAUCCUUCAAUGUGAGUCAAACCCUUUGGACUAUCUCUCAUGCCCAAUCGUGACUACAGCUGGGGGGAGUGAGAUUUUCUCCUCCUCUGUGAAGACUAGUUGUGAUGGUGUUUCUGUUUCUCAAACUCGGAUAGAAGGGGGUUCCAAGGCUGUUGUUACAAGUGGGAAGCUGGCUUUGCAGCGAGUUCGAGUCAUCUGUUCUCGAACUUGUGUUUAUUUCUGGUUUGAUGUAGAAGAUAACUGAUGACAUCUCAAGCUAGCCUGUAACAUAAUGAACCUAGCUUUUUAUUUAUUCUCAUUGUUGAAUUGAUUCUGAAUAUAAAUGCUUUCAUUCAAGAUAA